This is a messenger RNA of Penicillium robsamsonii, 318 nucleotides long. RefSeq lists its product as uncharacterized. The record is from RefSeq and is a predicted model, not a curated record. NCBI's taxonomy places the organism in Eukaryota, Fungi, Ascomycota, Eurotiomycetes, Eurotiales, Aspergillaceae. Bases 1 to 318 code for a protein of 105 amino acids. The transcript is spliced from 4 exons.
AUGGAUACCAGCGAGAGCGAGAAGAGAAAGCGCGCGGCGGGCCGUGAUUCCUCGCAGGCGAGGAAGAAGCGCAAGCCGGCCCUCGAUGACCUCCGCAAGCUGCUGGUGACCUACCACGGGUUGCAGCAGAUGCGACGGGAGGUGGACGAGAAGAUUGUUGCUUUGGCAGCGUCUCGGGAAAAGUCUCGUCGCCGCCGCCGUGGACGUGAGUCUGCCUUCCAGUGCCUGCAGUCCCCUUUGCGGGAGGUUGUCAAGAUGGAAGAAGAUCCACCCACAUUCUGGGUGCGUGUGGGAGAGUGGGUGCGCGGGUGGUGCUGA